UCAGCUGAUGCCGCGGCGAUAAACAAAAAGUUUUGUCAACAAAAGGUCUGAACAUGGAUUUGGAAGCGCAGUUCUUGAGUUUAUCGACGAAAUUUCUGUUCAUCAACUGCGGCGGUCAAUCCAACGAGUACCGGAACGAGCUGAAUACACUGCUGAACGAAUUAAAUGGAUUGGAUUAUAAAAAUCAACAGAUUUCCGAUGUGAGGGCACCAAUAAGGUUGGUGGAAUCCUUCGUGAAUAUUCCUACUAAUGAGGACACAUUGAUCGUGAAGGCUUGCUGUCUGACGAAGACGCUAAUCAGUCGACAGAAGAUAACUGUUCCACCGAAUGUGGCCACCGUGCAGAUAAGCUGGCUGCUGAAGUGCUUGGACCGGUGCUUCUAUCAGGUAAUCUGCGACGUUCUGGGAACGUUGCAGAUUCUGAUCAAACACUGUGGCGAACAUGUGACCAUGUUUGCAGAAUUCCUUGUUUCCAGUAAUGGUGUUCUGGUAAAUUUACUCGCGGAUCCUGAUUACCGAAAGGUGGAACGCGAGAGGGCUUACGACAGAAGUUCGCCAGGAGAGAUCUACGUGGCAACGAUUAUGUGCGUGGAAGCUUUUCUGGUUUCUUCCGAGGGAAACGCCACUAUGGAGAAGUACCUGUCUGGAAUAGGCGAUUCGAUUGUUUCAUUAACAUUCAGGAUCAAAAGCGAUUGGCUCCCGGAAGUAUCAUUCUAUAGUUUGAUGAUAUCGGCCUUGAACAGUUUGAGAUUGGUUUCGAUCCAGCAGGAGGACUGGCUCCGCGAACAUCUCGGACAAUUGCUAGGAGUUUCGAAAGCUUACAUGAUGUACGGAAUUCCAGGAAUAAACCAACCAACGGUGCAGAAGAUUAUGGUGUCGCAGCAAGGUGUUCCGGAGCCUCAGCACAUUCCCAUCAACAAGGGUGGAAAGGUUCCGAAAACGAGGAAGACCAGAACAAUUGCCAAAGGAAAAGCUGGCAAGGUUGAUGGCAAAAAGGGAGCUGCUGGAAAGUGUGGAUCCACAUGGGAUGAGAACAGUCGGCAACCAUAUUCAGAACAGAGUUUCGUAUUAGACGUUACAACAUUUACAUCGACUAUGCACGCUGCUUACCGCACCAGCGAUUCGGACUUUUCCGAAAGCGAAUCCUCCCGAGCUCAAAUCGAUCGCCAUAAAUUGUCCAAGUUACGACUGACGGCUCUCACUCUCGUGAGCACGGUUGCGCAAACCGUAGAAAAGAAAAUCAUGUUCGGCUAUUGGCACGCCUUAUUCGCGGAUGAGAGCCGAACGCCUGCGACGGUGUCACUUUUGAACUGCGUACUGAAAGAUCCUUCGCCCAAAUGCAGAAUAGCCGCCAUUCAAGCGAUAUCGUUCAUGCUUUACAAAUCGAAACCGUUUCUCAUUCAGGCGGAAAGCAAUAAAAAACCAUCUGUUUCGUUUACUCCGUUUUCAAUAGCUCUCGGGAACAUGAUCACCGAGAUGUACGAAAUGAUUACUCAAGCUCUGGCAGACGAGAGCGAUUAUUCCGUCCUGACGCAGAUAUUGAAAUGCCUUACGGUAUUCAUUCAGGCCACUCCGUUUCAUCGGUUGAAACGAGGUAUCGUCACCAAGUUCGUUCGAUUCGUGCGGAUACUGACCAGGCACAAAGAUCCCACGAUCAAGGUCGGGGCGCUGAUGGUGAUGGGCUUUCUCAUAUCUGUCAACGAAAUAACUCCGGAGAUUGCUGGAAUUGUUGGGAUUCCGAAAACCGAAAUUACCAACAAGAGUAGCGAAACUAGGAAAAAGAACACCACCGAAGCACUGAGUGUUCAGUUUGAUGAUGAGGAGGAGGAGUUGGCUCAAUCGGACGAGGAUGUAGAACCGAAUGUUCCACUCAAAGAGCAAACCGAAGACGAAACAUCUUGUUCGAACACCUCCAAAAUAUCGUGGCUGUUGCAGAUUGCUUUGGAAAAUCUGGGGGUGACCAUCAGCCAGCAUAAGGUGGCUUCGCCAUCGGCUGUAAUGCCCGUCAGAAUGGAAUGCCUCCAGGUUCUGUCAGCAAUGACUUCGCACUACUCGCUCCUAGCCGAUUAUCUUCCAUUGGUGGCUUUAGCUUUGGAAAAUUCCUUCCACGAUGCCAUACCGGAAAUCAAACUGUACUCGGGACGCGUGUUGGAUUUGCUCGGGCAUGCCAUCAAUACGUCGCUGCUGCUAAAAGUAACAAUCGAUCCGGAUGAGUUAAAUGCUUCGGUGGACUUCUGGGUGGCCAUGCUGCCAAUCGUCACCGAGCAAAUUCAGGACAUCCAACAGAGUGCCUCGCUUCGGGGUAUUUGCUGCGACGCGCUCGGCAAUCUUGGAGUGCACGUGUUCGAGAAGCUGCCCCGUGACCGACAGAUCGUACUCGUGUCGCUGCUAACCGGGUGCACGUUCGAUGAGGAUUGUGGCGUUAGCUCGGCAGCGGUUCGAGCCCUUUCGGUGUACAUCCUGUUUCCUUCGCUUAGGGACAAUAUUUGCUACAUCGAAAACACGAUCGAUGCUAUUUUGAGGAUUAUGAAAGAUCCGAAUGUGGCUGCCCGGGUCAAAGCCAGUUGGUCGUUGGGUAACAUCACGGAUGCAUUGGUGCUGAACGGUGGUGAUCCCAAUGCAGAGAAGGUCGGUGACGAAACGAUGAAGGAAAUCUUGGAAGCAGCAAUUGCCGCCGCCGGUGAUAACGACAAGGUUCGCUGCAACUCGGUCCGCACGGUUGGGAAUAUGCUGCGGAUGUUGAAGGUUGAGCAUUUCUCACAACCGGCAUGGAUGCAGUUAUGUCAAAAGUCCUUAGAAAAACUAGUCCAGAAUAUUCUUAGUUCGAACAACGUAAAAGUCAAGUGGAAUGCAUGCUACGCGAUCGGGAAUGUGAUGCGCAACGACUUAAUGUUCAGCGAAGGGAGUAGGAUCGAUUGGCAGAAACAGAUUUUUCCGGCCCUCUGUCAGAUCGUGAUCAAUUCGAACAAUUUUAAGGUGAGAAUCAACGCUUCGGCUGCGUUGUCGGUAAUCGAUACCCGAUCCUAUUACGGCAUUUACUUCGUGCCGGUGUGGAGCUCGCUUCUGAAAGCCUUGGAGCAAUCGGAUAACUUGGUGGACUACAACGAGUAUAAGCAUCGCGAUAACCUGCAGGAACAGUUGUGCCUCUCGCUGUCGCAUUUCCUUCGGCUAGCAUCAAAAGAGGAUCUACCGGCAAUGGCCGCGGAACUACUGCCCCUAUUCGAUGCGGUACAGCAAAAUUGGGACCGGGUAGUGAACAGAAUUCUGCCGGAAAAAUCGGCAAAGUUAAUGGAGGCCCACGUCAAAUUGCAGGCAAGUGCUAAAAGCUCUGAAGUAAAAAAUGCUGUUCAAAUGAUUUUGAAGUGCUUCCGCAACGAAGGCCAUGGGCUGUGCGGAUAUUAAAGCACCGGAAUAGAUUUAUUACGAGGCAUCUGUACUAUUAUUCAGUGUUGUAUAAUUUAUUUGGACUCACAUUAUGUUUCAAAUUAACAAAAUAUCAUUACAGGAGAUUAAUAUAAUAAAUAUGUAUCUACGUCGCUUUUUUA
Armigeres subalbatus is the source of this 3544-nucleotide messenger RNA. RefSeq names its product HEAT repeat-containing protein 6. The transcript has 5 exons. Bases 54 to 3401 code for a protein of 1115 amino acids. The record is from RefSeq and is a predicted model, not a curated record. NCBI's taxonomy places the organism in Eukaryota, Metazoa, Arthropoda, Insecta, Diptera, Culicidae.